Molecule: messenger RNA, 1940 nt
Organism: Aureobasidium subglaciale EXF-2481
Lineage: Eukaryota; Fungi; Ascomycota; Dothideomycetes; Dothideales; Saccotheciaceae
Exons: 2
Coding region: 185-1747 (520 amino acids)
Biological process (GO): proteasome-mediated ubiquitin-dependent protein catabolic process
Cellular component (GO): nucleus
Molecular function (GO): ubiquitin binding
Source: RefSeq, a predicted model, not a curated record
GAAUAUUCCACUUCUUCGAAUCACUUCUACGCCCUCGACAAGGAGCUCCUGUCGCUUCCACUGAGAUCAAGGCACCAACACCGUCACAUCUAUCCUCCCCGCAUCUCACCUUUGCAACUCGAGUCCUUGCAUCACAUAAUUAUCGACAAAUAGUGGCAAUCAUCAGCCAUCAACACCAUCCAUCAUGGACGACGAGCUGAUUGCCAACUUCACUGCCAUUACCUCAGCUACCCCUGAGCGCGCACGCCAAUACCUCACUCUGACCGACAGCAAUCUCGAGCAGGCCAUCCAGCUCUUCUUUGAUAGUGAUGGCGCCGACAUGGGUGCCGCUAUGCCGCAGCAGUCUGCUCAACCCGCUGCGCAGCCAGCAUCACGCCGAUACAACGAAGACGACAAUGGUGUUGUGACGAUAGAUUCGGAUGACGAUGCUGCCUACGAAGAUGAUGAGGCCAUGGCAAGACGUCUUCAGCAGGAGGCUUAUGGAACCGCCGGCGGUGAAGAGGAUGUCAGAGCACCUAUGGCCAGAACCACAGAGACACUUGUCGGUCCUGGAUCCAGAUGGACUGGCGAUGACGAAGACGAUGUUGAUGCCAUGGUGCAAGAGCAGAUGCUGGCACGCCAGAGAAGAGCCAAUACGCGUCCUGGCAUCUUCAACCAAGUCUCGGUUUGGGAUGACGCCAACAACUCUGGCAUCGCUACUCCAUCUGACCCAGAAGCUCAUCGUCGCAAUCUUGCCCGUGCUACCGGAGGUGCAUCGGAACAAUCGUCAAAAUCUACUCUGCUCGCCGAACUCUUCAGACCUCCAACUGAUCUUAUGUCACCGCUGUCGUUCCAAGACGCUCGUGACGAAGGAAAAGAGGAGGAGAAGUGGAUAAUUGUGAACGUUCAAGAUCCUUCCAUCUUCGACUGCCAGGUUCUGAACCGUGACAUCUGGAAGAAUUCGCAAAUCAAGGAGACUAUCCAGGAAAACUUCAUCUUCCUACAGUACUCAAAGGAAGAUCCCCGCGGCACUCAAUACGUCCAAUACUACUUCCAGAACAGAGACAGCGACGAUGCUUACCCUCACAUUGCCAUUGUCGACCCCCGAACCGGCGAGCAAGUCAAGGUCUGGUCCGGCGCACCUGUCCCGAAACCUGCCGACUUCCUCAUGGACCUUCACGAGUUCCUGGACCGCUACAGUCUGAAGGCAUUCGCAAAGAAUCCAGUGGCUACUCGCAAGCCUGAGAAAAAGUCAAAGGACGUUGACAGAAUGAGUGAGGAGGAGAUGUUGGAGAUGGCCAUGCAAAAUAGUCUGCAACAAGGCGGUGCAGCUGUCAAGGAUGACGAUCCUGAUCUCCUAACCAAGGAAGGAUCGGGCAAGGGCAAAGACACGGAGGUCGACCCGGACGUCAUGGACUUUACCGACACUGGUGUACCCAUCGAGAACGCAGAGACAGAACCGUCAUCAUCUCAGGCUGGUCCCUUCGCCCAGAUCGCGUCCGACAACCCUCACACCGAGCCCACGGAUCCAGCAUCCUCGACUCGCAUCCAGUUCAGAUACUCUGGUGGACGGCAAAUCAGGCGCUUCGGACUACAGGAAGAGGUGCGUCGCAUGUACGAGUGGCUCAAGGCAUCCCCUGUUGAGGGCAAGCAAGGUAUCGACUUUGAGCUUUCCUUCAUGGGCCGCAAUCUGAUUGGAGCUGUUGACCAAACGAUCGAGGAGGCUGGUCUGAAGAACGGCUCAGUCAUGAUCGAAUUCUUGGAGUAAGAAGGGAGUCCAAUUGGUAGUACAGAGAUUACCACCGAGCGCAGGCAGCGUGAAUGCUACACGCUCUGAGCCACUGGGACGGGCAAGGGAAACGUUUCUCACGCAAGCUGCACACAUAGACGGCAUCGAAUACUCUAGCUAAUGCAUAACGUUAUAAUCACGACAAAAGACAUUCACCUACAGUUUAACCGAG